CAACAAAAAAACAUAAGCUAUCUACUAACCUAAAAUGUUUUUGGUUUAUGUAAAUAUGUUAUAUUUUAUCAAUCUUCAUUAUUUAAUUAUUUAAAUAUUGAGCUUAAUAGUUAGACAUCGAACCGAUCUGAUAUAUUUUACCCACCAGUUUCAAAGGGUAAUAAGUCAUAAUACAUUACUUGCAGUGAAGCCUACUAUUUGUAUACCUAGGUAUAGAUUGAAGUUAUAAGCCUAUUAGAAGUUUAAUAGCUCGAUAUGAAGCUGUCUCAACAAGUUGUGAUUGGUUUGAAAAGACUGGGAAAUCAAACUUUAGUUUCAGAAGAAUGUUUCAAAGUUCUUAUUCAAACAGCGUCCAAGAUACUGGCAGAUCAAACAAAACUAUCAGAUUCUAAAUUAAAUGAAAUUUGUGUCUCGAAACCUGACAUUGUGAAAGAAAGUUUUGCUUCACUCUUGAUACUACUUGUUGAAUCAUCAAGACACAAUUUGGAUGCAAACACGCUGACAUCAACUCUAGAGAACUAUAAUUUGAAUUCAUCCCGUCUUGAGAGCAUUGGCAACCUUUAUGAGACUUACAAGUCUCAGUUUCGGCUCUCAUUGGAAAGAAUCGGUACAUUUCGACCACAGAUUGUAGAUGUUAAAUGGAGAUUGGAUUUUUGUGUUAAGUCUAGUAGUCUUGAACAUGAGUCCCGCCCUUUGUUUUUCAUCCAGAUCAUCACAGAAAGUGUGAAAAGGACGACAUUUACCGAAGAGCAACCGAUCUUGAAGAAAUACAGUUUUAUAUGUUCGCUGCAACAAUUGCAAGAGCUUGUGACAAAACUUAGAGAUGCCACACGGUUGAUCCACUCUAUUGCCAAUACUAAGGGAUGACCCUCCAAAUUAAUUAAGGACACAUUAUUUUAAAAGUAAAUCCUUAUUUUGUAUAUUUCUCUUUAUUGUUUUAUUAAAUUGUUUUUAAAAUGUAUAUAAAAGUGAAUAAAGUAAUAAGUGAAUAAAUGUA
This is a messenger RNA of Homalodisca vitripennis (glassy-winged sharpshooter), 997 nucleotides long. Its product is annotated as COMM domain-containing protein 3-like. Gene Ontology annotation, biological process: sodium ion transport. Bases 256 to 867 code for a protein of 203 amino acids. The record is from RefSeq and is a predicted model, not a curated record. NCBI's taxonomy places the organism in Eukaryota, Metazoa, Arthropoda, Insecta, Hemiptera, Cicadellidae. The transcript has 3 exons.